UGCAACGGGGCUUAUUAGAUUAGAAUAUGCAUUUCGUAUGCAUUACCAUAAGUGGAGUGACCAGCAGAGUUAAUGUGAAGAUUCUAUGCUGAAUUAUGAACAUUUAUUUCUUUUUAAAAUAACAUUCCACUCGUAACCACUAUGUUUCUGUGCCUUUGCCGGAUUUUAAGCAUCACGCAAAUUUCUUUUGGAUAUGCAUAUGUCUAGUAAUGCUGUCGAUGGAAUGAAGUAUGAUCUUCGAGCCUGGAAAGGGCAGUGUACCAUAUCUAAUCUUUCAAAGAGUUCAGCUACGUGGUGGGUAAACUUAAGAUCAGUCUUUAGUAUCCAUCAUAUCCGGAUAUACUAUAGGACUGAUAAUUUAGCAUGGGGUGCGACGAACGAAUUGACCUCACGAUUCAUGGGGUUUUAUAUUUAUAUAUCAAACACAACAAACAAACAUGAUGGUCAUAUCUGUUUCCACGACACCAUCUACAACGUCUACACUAUACCAGCUGUAAUCAACAUUACUUGUCUUAUACAUGGUCAGUACGUCAUUUAUUAUAAUGAGAGACCACAGAGCUCAAAGUACGCCAGUCAGUUUUCACAAUAUGCAUUCAACGAACUAUGUGAAGUUGAAGUAUUUGGAUGUAAAGCAGGCUUCUAUACAUCUAACUGUUCCAUACCCUGCCCCAGCAACUGUAGAAAUCCUUACUGUCACAUAGAGACAGGUGCUUGUGAUGAAUGUAAUCCUGGUUUCCAAGGACAAGAAUGCGACUCAAGAACUAAUUGCCCUUUAGGGUUGUACGGCAGAACUUGUGAAAUGAAUUGUAGUGCAAAUUGUCUGUACGCUGAAGGUUGCAACUCAACAUCUGGAGUUUGUCAAGAGGGCUGCAGAGCGGGUUGGAAAGGAUUAAAAUGUGACUUACCAUGUGAAGACGGGGUGUAUGGAAUUGGAUGUAAGCAGAAGUGCAGUGCCUUUUGUUCCGUGUCAGGUAUUUGUGAUCAUGAAAAUGGGGCCUGUAAAGAAGGUUGUAAAAGUGGCUGGGUGGGAAUGGAUUGUCUACAAGUUAAGGAAAAUGUUGAAGGAAAACUUGCAUUAUACAUUUUCGUCGGUGCUUUCUCCAUAGCCGUUACUGUUAUAGUGAUUCUAAUAAUUUACAUCAUCCGUUUGAGAGGCAGAAUUGGACAAUUUCAUACGAUUGAUAAAUAUAAUACAAGCAAGACUUUGAGCAUGGAAGCAGAAGGGGAAAACUAUGACGCGAUUAUCACUACGUCGAAAAACGAGUAUCAAGAACUUGGAGUGAUCGGUCAGAACAUCCCUAGAUAUUAGUGUCACAUUUUUCUGUAUUGAGAGCAGAAAGAACAGAUGAGACAUCUCCUUAUCUUCAUUGUCUCACACAUCAUCAUAAUGCGUAUUACAAUGCACAACUGUAAAUUAUUUAAUACA
This is a messenger RNA of Saccostrea cuccullata (small rock oyster), 1426 nucleotides long. RefSeq lists its product as uncharacterized. The coding region runs from base 194 to 1309 and encodes 371 amino acids. The transcript has 8 exons. The record is from RefSeq and is a predicted model, not a curated record. NCBI's taxonomy places the organism in Eukaryota, Metazoa, Mollusca, Bivalvia, Ostreida, Ostreidae. Gene Ontology annotation, molecular function: scavenger receptor activity.